Paramisgurnus dabryanus is the source of this 2242-nucleotide messenger RNA. It is a transcript of the gene rsph4a, whose product is annotated as radial spoke head component 4A. Gene Ontology annotation, cellular component: radial spoke; axoneme. The record is from RefSeq and is a predicted model, not a curated record. Lineage: Eukaryota; Metazoa; Chordata; Actinopteri; Cypriniformes; Cobitidae. Gene Ontology annotation, biological process: cilium movement involved in cell motility; cilium assembly; axoneme assembly.
UAUAUUUGUUGUGAAUUAAAAGAAUAUCCUUGGAAAUAUUUACGGUUUUGCAUAGCGUGUGUUUUAUUAGACGUCAGUGGCGUCCUCGUACGUUAGUUCUAAAAUGGAGAGAGAAAAUGAGGGAGAGUUGGCCGCUGCGUCUUUCAAGGCUUUCUUGAUGAGAAACAGCACUAAAACAAACCGAAAUUUGUAUGAUCAUCUCGUUGGGUUGUUGACCAAAGUUAUGGAUGAGCGUCCAGAGAAUGCAGUUGAUGUGAUAGAAGACAUGAGUCUUGAUCUUAAAAGAAUGGACCUUCAGGAAAAGCAGGACACCUUGCGUGACGCUCCGACUUCAUCCUCAGCUCUGUUAUUGGCCGAGCAGCAGAAAUCUCUGUUUUCCCGUGGAGGUGUUGAUGAUGGUGAUCAUGAGGAUGAGUUGGUGGAGUCACCUCUACAGGAUGUUGCAGAACUUGCCUUCUUUUUUGAGCAAGCAGGUGUGGGACUGGGAAGAGAGGAGACACAGAGAAUCUUUCUGGCCUUGAAACAGCUGGUGGAUACACACCGUGUCCAGCGCUGUCGAUUCUGGGGCAAGAUGCUGGGUUUGGAAAGCAACUACUUUGUGGCUGAGGUUGAAUUCAGAGAGGGCGAAGGGGAGGAAGAGGAGGGAAUAGAAGAAACGCCUGAGGAGAAAGAGGCACGCGAGGCCCUGAAUGAAACUGAGCUUAUAGAUGCUGCUGAUCCACCCCCCAAAUCCACUUACAAGGCACCACCAGCAGUACCGAGAGAAGAAAAUCGCACAGGGGUAAACAAAUUCACUUAUUUCGUGUGCAAAGAGCCUGGAUCGCCCUGGGUGAGACUGCCUUUAGUCACCCCGGCUCAGAUCACAGCAGCGCGACAUAUCCGCAAGUUCUUCACAGGCAGACUGGAUGCUCCUGUUGUGAGUUAUCCACCCUUUCCCGGCAACGAAGCCAACUACCUGCGCGCCCAAAUCGCACGGAUUUCAGCCAGCACCCACGUCAGUCCUCUGGGAUUCUACCAGCUUGAAGAGAAUGAAGGUGAGGAUGAAGGACCACAAGACACCAUUGAGGAGAAUCCUGAAUUUGAGGGCAUCCAUGUGAAUGAAAUGACUGAGCCAUUGAAUCUAUGGGUCCAUCAUGUACAGCAUAUACUUCCACAGGGCCGCUGUGUGUGGGUAAACCUAACUAAGAAAUCUAAGGAUGACUCGGAUGAAGAUGCUGAGGAGGAAGAACAGGAGGAGGAACCUGAUGAGCCCGAGCCUGAAGUUGGGCCUCCUCUUCUGACGCCUCUUUCUGAAGAUGCAAUGAUUAAUGACACUCCACCUUGGAGCAUUAGGAUGUCCUCCAACCUCAUUCCUCAGUUUGCCAUUGCUGUGCUACGCUCAAACUGCUGGCCAGGAGCUCAUGCCUUUGCUUAUGGAAAGAAAUUUGGAAACAUAUACAUCGGUUGGGGGUCGAAAUAUCUUGGGAAAGCCUACACUCCACCCAAGCCUCCACAACCUCAGAGUGAGUAUCCCAGUGGACCUGAAAUAAUCGAAGCACUGGACCCCACCGUGGAGGAAGAGCAGGCUUUGAAAGAGGCCUUGGAGGAGGAGACAGCUGCUCUGGAGGAGACCGAGGAACUGGAGGAUGAUGAGGAAGAUGAGGAUUAAUAUGAUAGUAUUCAGGCAUGUAAUUGGCCAAUGACAUAAUAAUUUAAGACUUUCUUAAACCAUCAUGAAUGAAAUUUAAGACCUAUGUCACAACAAUGAAGUUCAAUUUUAUAGUUCAGUGUGCAUGCGUCCAUGUGUUUUUUUAAGAUCUUUUAUCUUUCAUGAAUAAAGUAAAUAGCCUUUUAUUUAACUCAAAAUAACAGAAAUAAGUAAGUGGGCAAAAGCUUUUAAAAUGACCAAAGUGAUGAGACAAUAAUAAUUGGUUCAAAUAAAGUAGCAAAACAAAAUAAACACAUUUUUUUUAUUAAAAACCGUUAAAAUAUUUAAGGUUAGAAGCAGGCGCAGCUCAUCUGUAUGGGCUCUAUAUAAACUUAAUUAAAUCUAAACUCGUAAAUGUGAGUAUUUUAAGUCUAUGAAGUGAGAUAAAUAUGUUUGGUUGGCUACUGUAUGUAAUGAUUGAGCUGAGAGGGGCAGAGGCUGCUUCUGCCCUCUUGAGCUCAACAGCGCCCCCAUUUUCCUAUCUGAAAUAUUGCCAAAGACGGCAUUAUAGGGACGCAUGAAGUAUAGCAAGGGACAUGCAGCGUCUUGUUCCCU